Messenger RNA from Triplophysa dalaica, 3739 nucleotides. It is a transcript of the gene mtmr10, whose product is annotated as myotubularin related protein 10. Lineage: Eukaryota; Metazoa; Chordata; Actinopteri; Cypriniformes; Nemacheilidae. The coding region runs from base 449 to 2746 and encodes 765 amino acids. The record is from RefSeq and is a predicted model, not a curated record. The transcript has 16 exons.
GCUGCACCUCCCCAUUCUUUUCCUUCUUUAAUAAACAUGGCUGAACUGAAAACUGAGGGUGAAUGAAAAGACUGAACACGUAUGAUCUGGUUGAAGCUAAACCACAGCUCCCCGUACAUCAAACUGUUGAUUUACUAAGAUGACUAAACGUGGAGUGUUUGUUUCGCGUGGCAGAGACUAUAAGCUAUAGCAUAAAAAGCAGGAAAAGUUCAGAGUUUGACAGCCGCUAUCGAGGAGACUUUUACGGGACAGAUCAGAUCACCAACGCAAACCAAACUGGGCUUUUGCAUUUAUGGAAAUCAUGUUUUUGCACACGUACUCUGCUGAAGAAACCGUGGACUAGAUGCUAAAAAGUCGCCUAAACAGUUCAAACCGGCUCGUUUUGAAGUAGAUGGAUUUGCAGUUUGAUCCGGGUUUCGCAUAUUCAUCGUGUCGAGCUGUUUAAACGAUGUUCUCUGGUAAACAAACUAGGCCGACUUUUAAGUCUUAUCUUCCUCCUCUUCAGACCGAUGUGAAAAGAAGCCCUCAACUUCCCAUCAAGAAACUCGAAGCAAAACUUCUUCCAGGUGAGAUCGUUGUGAACGAAGCAAACUUUGUGAGGAAAUGCAUAGGAGGAGAAACCUGUCAGGAUGACCUUUGGGGGAAGCUUGUCUGUACCAACUUCAAGAUUUCCUUCAUUACCCAUAAUUCCUUGCCACAGCAGAGGUUCCAGUGCACACACCGUCUCCUGGGUGAGCAUGAUGUCCCGCUAGCGUGUGUGGAGCAGGCAGUGACAGUGAAUGAUGCAAAGGGGAAGCAGAAGGUUUUAGGAUCCAAUCAGAAGCUGAAGUUUAACCCCACUGAGCUCAUCUUAUACUGCAAAGACUUCCGCAUCAUUCGCUUCCGCUUUGAUGAGGCCGGACCUGAGAGUGCCAAAAAGGUAUGUCUGGCAAUCGCUCAUUACUCCCACCCUGCGGACCCACAGCUGCUCUUCGGAUUCGAAUACGUCGGAAAACGAUACCACGGAUCAACAGGUGAGUGGGUGAAUGGUGUUGCCCCUGGUGGGGGGCUGCAGACCCCUCUCUUCGACUGUUCUUCUGACUGGGACCGAGAGAUCAAGCGCACAGGUGCCUCUGAAUGGAGGGUGUGUUCCAUCAAUCAAGGUUAUUUCAUCUCGCCCAGUCUCCCAGAGUUCUUUGUGGUUCCGGUAUCUCUAGCAGAUCAGGAUCUGAAGCAGUACGCCUGCUACUUUAACUCUCAGCGUAUCCCGUUAUGGUGUUGGAAUCACCCCAGUGGGAGUGCUCUGGUCCGAAUGUCUAACAAUAGUGACCCACAACAACAGAGGAAGGUGGAACAGAGGAUUUCCAGUGCCAUAACUAAAAGCCACCCCCUGCGCAGUGACGUCUUCAAAUCAGAUCUGGACAAAAACCUCCCGAACAUCCAGGAUAUACAGGCCGCUCUUCUGAAACUGAGACAAAUCUGUGUUAUAGAUCCCUUUGAGGAGUCCGAAGAGAAGUGGCCUUCUUCUUUAGAGAGCUCAAGAUGGAUGGAGUAUGUGAGGACUUUUCUGCGACACGCAGUGGAGGUCGUCUACAUGCUGGACAGCAGACACGUCUCCGUCAUUCUUCUAGAAAAGGAGGAUCGUGACCUGAGCUGUGUGAUUUCCUGUCUGGUGCAGCUGAUGUGUGAUCCUCACUGCAGGAGUCUGCACGGCUUCCAGGGUCUCAUCCAGAAGGAGUGGGUGAUGGCUGGACAUCGCUUCCUGGACCGCUGCAAUCAUCUUAAGAAGAAUGACAGAGAGGAGUCUCCUGUGUUUCUGCUGUUUCUGGACUGCGUGUGGCAGCUGUGGAAUCAGUAUCCAGCGGCGUUCGAGUUCACUGAGGUGUACCUGACCGUACUUGGGGACAGUAUGUGGCUUCCCAUCUUUAGUACCUUUCUCUUCAACUGCCCAAGACAAAGAGCAGAGCACAGCAGGGAUUUUGCCAUCAGUAAGAGCAUUCAUCUGGGACAGGACCAGGCUCUCCGCUUUCCUCCUGUGUGGGACUGGUCUCAGCAGUUCAGUCUUAAAGACCAGACUCUCUUCAAUAAUCCGUUGUAUGUGGGCAAGAUUGCUACCUGUGUGCAGAACGGCACUGUGAAAACAUUCACACACAGACGCAGCAAGAAAAACUACAGUUCCACAUUGCGAGGUUUGCCCUCCGCCCUCCGAAAUGGAUCCUUCAGCCAUCACGACACCCUGACACGGAGGAACUCCCUUGUUAUGCGUCUUCGCCCUGAUUUGUCCCAGACACGGGAGCAGCCGGAGAGCCCCUCGGAGCGCUUUGUUCGGGACUGGUUCUCUCGUCCCGCCGACCUACAAGGCCUUCUGCUUCCCCAGCUCCUGCCGUCUCACCUGUCUCUCUGGAAGCUCUUCUUCCUGCGCUGGGUCCCCGAGAUACAGAUUCCUCAGGGUGGUCCCGUCACCGUCUUUCACAAACUCUCUGUACUUACAGAUGAGAUUGAGAUGCUGCAGAACCAGCUGAGACAGUAUAAAGGGGCCGGAGGAACUCCUAACAACACUCAGGUGGAGCCCAGCAAAAUGUACUUCAAGGCGACCUCGACUCCUCAUCAGUCCCAUGGUCCCCCGGAGUACCUAAGCUCUUCUUUCCCGUUCUCCCCCGUGGGUAACCUGUGUCGCCCCGGCAUCUUGGGGACUCCUCUUAGCAAAUUCCUCAAUGGUGCCAAGAUCUGGCUGUCUACUGAGACGCUGGCUAAUGAGACGAUUUGAGGUCCAUGUGGGGAGGAGUCUGAGGUCAUAUCAUGUUUCAGGACAACAGAUCAAAUCACUGUCAAGAGAGACAAACGUGAAGAUGUCCGAAGAUAUUCUCAGUUUUGUUCGUGAUUGUGUUGCCGUGCGGUACUGACGGUUAUUUGAACAGUCUGUUGCGAGUUCACAGUCGUGGGCGGGUGGGAUAUUUUUAUUUUUUGCACAUGAAUAAAAAUAUAGCUCCAAUCGCACAUCUUUCUGAUUGUAAGCAAUUGUUCUACACUGCUGUGGAAACUAUUUUUCUGAUGUUAAACUGUUGUUGGAUCUGCGUGGAGCUUGUGGCAUUAGCUGGAAGGAAGAAGAACUUUAAAUUAAAUCUAAAUUAAAGUGUGUAUAUUUUAACUUUUUAUCCUAACCUUUUUUUAGACUUAUUAAAACCUUCUGGUAAGGUCUAACGUAAUUAGCAUUGUUUAUAUGAAUAACCAAAAUUGUGAAAAAUUGAUGUAGGAAGUGACAUUUGUUUACCAGUGUAAACCUAAAUAGCAGGCAAGUGUUCACAAGGAGAUCUUUCAGACCGGCUGGGUUUCAGUCUGUUAGACCCCGCCCAGAAUGACUGACACCUGCUUGAGCCAAUCAGCUGGUUGAUUGGACAUAGCAUAGGUGUGGUCAAUGUCUUGACGUGUUUGUAAGAGACAAAUUAUAGUCCACUUUGCAAGAUGUAAAUGCUGGUUUACUGGUUUUAUAAUAAAUCUUACAUUUAAUUCAAUCUUGGAAGAUAUACAUUUUGAUUUGGUUAUAAAUGUUUUAUUAAUUCAAUUCUGUUCAAACUUUUGUGCAGUGUUAAAGAACUGCAAUAAGGCAUUCUUAUGGACCAGCAUUGUUUAAGUCUUCUGAAGUGGUAUAUAAUUUAAGAACCUUAAUGCUAAUAAAUUAAAGCACAUGUGAAUUUUUGCUUUUAGGUUCCUAGGACUGUAAUAUUUUUUUGUUUGAUUAUAUGUAGCCUUUUCAGAAACA